Topomyia yanbarensis is the source of this 906-nucleotide messenger RNA. RefSeq names its product trypsin-3-like. Gene Ontology annotation, molecular function: serine-type endopeptidase activity. The transcript has 3 exons. The record is from RefSeq and is a predicted model, not a curated record. Gene Ontology annotation, biological process: proteolysis. Bases 25 to 774 code for a protein of 249 amino acids. NCBI's taxonomy places the organism in Eukaryota, Metazoa, Arthropoda, Insecta, Diptera, Culicidae.
GGUCCGGGUAGGAGUCCAACAAAGAUGAAGACUGUAGUGUUGUUGUUAAAUUUGGCAGUGACCUGUUUCGGAGCCGUUCCUCGAGCAGACUUGCGUAUUGUAGGUGGCCGGGAUACGACUAUCGAGGAUCAUCCGUAUCAGGUUUCGUUGCGCCGCUCCGGAUCCCAUAGUUGCGGUGGUUCUAUCCUCAGCGCAAAUGUUAUCCUGACGGCAGCUCAUUGUGUUUACUAUCCCAAUGCUGAACCCAGUGAGUUCUCUGUUCGUGCGGGAUCCACAUUUCGGAAUGAAGGAGGUCAACUGGUGAUGAUAUCGGAGAUUUUCGUUCAUCCGAACUACGACGAUUGGACGUUGGAUUGGGACAUUGCAGUGUUACGAUUAGGACAGGCCCUGACCUUUGGUGCGACGAUUCAACCAAUUACACUGCCAAAUAAGUCAUUCCAAAUAGAGCAGGGAGCUCUGGCGUCAAUUGCCGGUUGGGGUGGACUCUAUUAUCAAGGACCAAGCACGAACCGUUUACAGAAAGUGGCUGUGCCAAUUGUGAGAAAUGUGGCCUGCAGAAAGGCAUACGCAAACUUUGGUGCUAUUCUUCCAUUUCAUCUGUGUGCUGGUAGUGCCGGUUUCGAUGCAUGUCAGGGUGACUCCGGUGGUCCUCUGGUUUACAAAGGUCAAGUGAUUGGCAUUGUUUCCUGGGGAUACGGUUGUGCGUUCAAUGGUUACCCAACGGUCUACACACGCGUUUCCGAGUUUGUCGAUUUCAUCGAGGAACAUCUGUAAAAUCGAAAGUUACAGCGAGUUAUAAUUACGUGUCAGUUUUUAAAAUAGCAUAAUAAAUGUGGAUCACUUUUGUGAUACUAUUAUAAGGUUUUCCAUGUGAUAGACUGUUACCAAAAGUGAAUAGAAAAUACA